Molecule: messenger RNA, 624 nt
Organism: Endocarpon pusillum Z07020
Lineage: Eukaryota; Fungi; Ascomycota; Eurotiomycetes; Verrucariales; Verrucariaceae
Exons: 6
Coding region: 1-624 (207 amino acids)
Biological process (GO): mitochondrial electron transport, ubiquinol to cytochrome c
Source: RefSeq, a predicted model, not a curated record
AUGGCCGACCAAAAGCAAGGUGGUACGUUUCUCACGCAGUUCGCUUUAGCGGCAGUCUUCAUGAUGUCCUAUUUGCACCGACAGCCUACCCUGCCUUCAACCUUUUACUCGAUUACCCAAUGCCCAUUGCACGUCCUGGCCCUAGGCAGUAUUCUCGGUAACGUUGCGGAUACGGCCGGCAAAGGAGUCUCAGGAGUGACGAACACUGCUGGUAAUGCUGUUGGAGGCAUCGGCAAGGGGCUAGGUGACACGGUUUCUGGUGUCACUGAAGGGCUGGGUAAUACUGCCAAAGGCGCUGGAAACACGGUCAAAGACACCACUGGUUCUGUUGGUGGUGCUGCUGGGGGCGCUGCAGACAAGACAGAUGACUCAAUUGGUGGCAAGAAACAAACCGCGGACAACCCUCUUGGGUUAUACAACACCAGAACCCACUUCCACGGCACAAGCCUCGGGACAUUGGCAAGAUAUGGCACCAUAGCAGCAGGCUUCGGUGCUUCCGCCGGAAUCUUCGCUCUCUUCUUCUUCGGCGAAGUCCCCAAAGUUCGAAACGACAUCCUCAGCAAAAUGCCUUUAAUAGGCGACUAUUUCGUCAGAGAAGUCCCGCCGGAGGACAAUCCGUUCUAA